AUGGCACAAAUCCUUCGCCUUGCAGUUUCCCAAUCGCAUACCCUCCAGACCACCCCUCAAACCCUCGCUGCCCUCGAAGCAACUGCCAAAAAGGCCGCCUCCCAAUCCGUCGACCUCAUCCUCUUUCCAGAGGCAUAUCUCGGUGGCUAUCCCCGUACCGCAACAUUUGGGGCCGCAAUAGGCGCGCGAAAACCUGAAGGUAGAGAGCAAUUCCUACAUUAUUUCAAGGAUGCGGUAGAUUUGGGCGAUACACCUGAAGGUGCAGGAAAGAGGUGGGUUGAUCGGGAGCUCGAGCGACCCAAAGAGGGAGUGAGGGGCGACGGGACACGGGAGGAGUUGGAAAGGAUUGCAAGGGAGACGGGGGUGUUUGUUGUUACGGGGCUGGUAGAGCGAUGUGCGGGCACGUUAUACUGUGCUUCUGUAUAUGUGUGUCCACGGCUUGGAGUUCUAGGGAAGAGGAGGAAGGUCAUGCCUACGGGCAGUGAGCGGUUGAUUUGGGGACAAGGACAGCCUUCCUCGCUACGCGCGGUUACGACGAUUAUUAAGGAUGUGAGGCUGACGCUUGCUUCUGCGAUUUGUUGGGAAAACUAUAUGCCGUUGCUGCGACAAUCGCUCUACAGCCAGAAUGUCAAUCUUUAUCUGGCGCCUACUGCCGAUGCUAGGGAUACGUGGCUGCCGCUGAUGAGGACAAUUGCCUGUGAAGGACGAUGUGUGGUAUUGAGUGCCAACCAAUGCAUGACCAAGUCCAAUUUACCGACUUGGAUCACGGAGUAUGAUGGAGAGGAAGCUUCCAUCGAUAGCAGUCCUGGAACAAAUGGUCUUCAGAAUCCAUUGGGAGUGCGAGGCAAAUCGACAUGUACGGAAAAGGGCCAUGAGAUUGCUCUCCGCGAAUUCAAGGACUCCAGUGAUGUACCUAUCCCGUCGAGCACUCUACCUAAAGGACAGGAUUUGACUGGUGCCAUUGAGACACCGCUAGCGAAAAAGGAUCCAUCCGAGUUCGUGUGUAGAGGAGGCUCAUGCAUCAUUUCACCUCUCGGGGAUGUGCUUGUGGGACCGUUGUGGGAUGAUGAGAACGGGCUGCUGACUACUGAUAUUGACUUUGAGGACUGCGUUCGGGGACGCUUAGAUCUCGAUGUUGGGGGAAGUUAUUCCAGUCAACAUCGCUUAAGGCCCAAGCUCGGAGCCCGAGUGCAGCUAAACGCCAUUCAUCGACAUGCCAGCUCUUCUGUUUACCCGAAAGAUUCACCUUCAGUCACAGCAUCUGUCCAGUCCAAACAAGCUUCUCUUCGCAAUAAUUCGAAGUUUGAUUUACAGCUUCAAGAGGACGGAAAUCUAAGACGCGCUGUUGAGCGCGCCUCUACCCCAUCCCGAUGGCAUGUUUAUUCCUUCUUCUCAAAAUCUUCCCUUCGCCAUCUUUCAAACACUGACUGCAAUGCAAAACAGUCUUCCUCUGAUACAGCAGGCUCAGGUACUGCUACGAAUUCAACCAAGAACAGUUCCUCCGUAUCUGCGUUCCUCGCGACACUGAUACCAGUUGGUAUCCAAGCUGGCGCAUUCGUGGUUCUCUUCUUGAUCCUUAGACCGAAGCAGAAACGCGUUUACCAACCGCGUACAUAUCUAGAGACCCUCUAUCAGAGCGAGAAAACAGAAGAGGUUCCAUCAGGGAAGUUCAACUGGCUCAAGCCGUUCAGUGACCUCUCGGAUGAAUAUGUUCUCAACCACCAGUCUCUCGAUGGCUAUCUAUACCUCAGGUUUAUCAAGAUGCUGACAGUCAUCUGCUUCGUUGGCUCUUGCAUAACAUUCCCGAUCUUGUUUCCGGUCAAUGCAACGGCUGGUGGUACCGCUCAGCAGUUUGAUCUCUUGUCCUUUGCGAACAUCCCAAAGAAUGGCAAGAACAGAUACUAUGCACAUGUUUUCGUUGCCUGGAUAUUCUUCAGCUUUGUGAUGUAUGUUAUUACUCGCGAGACCAUUUACUUCAUCAACAUUCGCCAUGCAUACCUUCUCUCGCCAUUUAACUCCACGCGGAUCUCAUCCCGUACAGUCCUUUUCACUGACGUGCCGGCCGAAUAUCACAACCAAGAGAACCUAGCCGCUUUGUUUGGUGGAUCAAUGAGGAGAUCCUGGUUGGUGACAGAUUGCAAGGAAUUGGCGGAAAAAGUUGAAGAGCGAGACAAGGAUGCGAUGAAACUUGAGAGUGCCGAAAUCAAGCUGGUUCAGACUGCCAACAAGAGGAGACUGAAGUGGGAGAAGAAGAAUGACAGUAGAAAGGACGCACCAGCAGCCCCUGCUGAUGGCGCAGAUGCCGAAAUGGCCUUCCCAGGCGCGCGAUAUAUGAAAGACGGAGAUCGCCCAAAACAUCGUCUCGGCAAGAUUCCGUUGAUUGGCAAGAAGGUUGAUACUAUCACAUGGUGCCGAAGCGAGCUUAAGAGACUGGUGCCUGAAGUUCAGAACAACCAGGAGAUUCAACGGGGCUUCCAGGGUAAACUCCUUCCAUCUGUUUUUGUUGAGUUCCACACUCAGCAUGCAGCUCAAGCUGCUUAUCGACGGAUGACUCCCAAAAAGGCGCCGAACAUGUAUCCUCGUGCCAUUAGCGCAACUCCCAAUGAGAUCAUCUGGAGCAAUCUCAGCAUCACCAAGUCGCAAAGGAAAAUGAGGAAGCUUGCAACUACGACUUUCAUCGUUUUAAUGAUUGUCUUCUGGUCCAUUCCCGUUGCUGUUGUUGGUGCGAUCAGUAACAUCAAUUACUUAACGGACAAAAUUACGUUUCUGGAAUUUAUUAACGAUAUCCCUCCGGUGAUUCUAGGUGUCGUUACCGGUCUCCUGCCUUCAGUUGCACUUGCGAUUCUGAUGGCAUUGGUCCCGAUCGUGUGUCGAUGGAUGGCCAAAUUAGGUGGAGAGGUCACACACCCAGCUGUCGAGCUGAAAUGUCAAUCGUGGUACAUGGCUUUCCAGGUUAUCCAAGUGUUCCUCGUCAUGACAUUCUCGUCUGGAGCUGCUUCUACCGUCACAGCCAUUAUCAACGAUCCCGGCUCCGCAACGACCUUACUGGCGGAAAACUUGCCAAAAGCCUCUAACUUCUUCAUCUCGUACAUCAUUGUCAUUGGCCUGGGUGUUGCCGCUGGAAAUUUGCUGAAUAUCGGGGCUUUGGUCGGUUUCACAGUUCUCGGAAAGUUCCUCGACAAGUCCCCUCGCAAGAUCUUCAAGCGUUAUAUCACGCUCGCUGGACUCGGCUGGGGGUCUCUUUACCCUAAAUUUGGUAAUCUGGGCGUCAUCGCCCUUGCAUACUCAAUUAUCUCUCCUCUCGUCAUGGGCUUCGCUACUGUUGGCUUCGCAAUCAUAUACCUGGCCGUCCGCUACAACAGCUUCUUCACCUUGACCAACAACGUUGACACCCAUGGCGCUGCUUACGCCAAAGCAAUCCAGCAACUCAUGACUGGCGUCUAUAUCGGCGAAGUCUGCCUUCUCGGUCUCUUCGCUAUAAAUACUGCUCCAGGCCCCAUUGUUCUCAUGGCCAUCUUUCUGGCCGCAACAGUCAUCUACCACGCCAUGAUGCGCCAAGCUCUCAGGCCCCUGACCAUGUAUCUCCCCGAGAGCAUGGAAGGCCCAGAUCAAGUGUCGCUCUUCACAACCACCGACCAUAAAUCCUACGACCACUCCAAAGAUGGCGGCCCCCCCUCCGAAAUGCUCGUCUCGGAACCCAGGAAAUUCACCGCCCAGAAGGCGUCUUUCUUCCAGCAUCUCUUCGACCCGUCGAAGUUCAAGUCCCACGGCUCUGUCCGCUCUCUGGUGCCAAACUACCCGCCUCCGGCAUACACGCCCGAAGAGGAAGAGCUGGCGUACUACGACCCCGCGCUAACGAGCGAGGUGCCGAAGUUGUGGAUUGUGAGGGAUCCGAUGGGCAUCUCGCAGCGGGAAGUCGAGGAUUCUCUUGAGGUGGUGCCGAUCACCGACCGCUUCGCCAGCUUUGACGAAAAGAAUAAGGUGACGUGCGAUUUUGUGCGUCUGGAGGAUGCCCCUGUUUGGGAGAAGAGGGUUGACUACUAA
Drepanopeziza brunnea f. sp. 'multigermtubi' MB_m1 is the source of this 4044-nucleotide messenger RNA. NCBI's taxonomy places the organism in Eukaryota, Fungi, Ascomycota, Leotiomycetes, Helotiales, Drepanopezizaceae. The record is from RefSeq and is a predicted model, not a curated record.